Perkinsus marinus ATCC 50983 is the source of this 1323-nucleotide messenger RNA. RefSeq names its product tRNA pseudouridine synthase D, putative. NCBI's taxonomy places the organism in Eukaryota, Perkinsozoa, Perkinsida, Perkinsidae. Gene Ontology annotation, cellular component: nucleus. The transcript has a single exon. Gene Ontology annotation, biological process: pseudouridine synthesis. The record is from RefSeq and is a predicted model, not a curated record. Gene Ontology annotation, molecular function: pseudouridine synthase activity; RNA binding. Bases 1 to 1323 code for a protein of 440 amino acids.
AUGAAAAGUGUCUUCCUUCGAGCGGAAGAGGUUUCAGAGAUUUGCUGUGGGCUGGAACGUUUUGUAAACUCAGCCCAUGCACCACGGCAGUUCCUCUCGGAAGGUGUCAAAUUUAAGAAGUACCCCUGGGACUUCAAAGUUUUCGAGAUCCCACGACGUGAAGGAGCGACUUUCUCUGGUGAAUGGAUUCACUUCACCCUGUGGAAGAAAGACCUCACAACGAGAGAUGCCCUCGCGGAGAUAUCUAGAAAGACUGGUAUCAGUAUGAAAGAGUGGUGUGUUGCCGGUUGGAAGGACAGGAAGGCGAUAACGACUCAAAGAGUAUCCAUCAGAGCUGAAUUGGAGAACAAAUUGAAGUCGUAUGAGAAUGGUAACUCGAUACGGCUGUCCGAUUUGAGCGUGGGAGAACAGUUGAAGGCUGGUCACCAUGACGGCAAUCGAUUCCAAAUAACUCUUCGAGAUUUCCCUUUCACGUUGUCCUCGCCAGAUUUCGACGCGGUUGAAGCCCUGCUGGAUAGCAUCAAAAACAAUGGUGUUUUCAAUUACGCUGGACUGCAGCGGUUCGGCGCCUUUGGCCAAGCUUUUCGUAUCGGUCGUCAUUUGAUCGCUGAGAGAGCGGAUCUCGCUGUGGGUGCGCUUCUUGAUCCAGCCAUGACCCCACUUAGCUCACCUAGUCGUUGUGUGCUCGAAGAAUGGCAUCGAACUCGAGAUGCCAAAUCGGCGAUAUCACUUUCAUCAGGGAGGGUUAGAGAGUUGGAGUAUGCGCUACUGAAGCGGCUGGCAGGUGACUGUCGCAAUGAUCUUAACCGAGCGUUAAGAACGACCAUACCGAAGGAGCAUCGGAGGUUCUAUAUGCACGCGUAUGGCUGCUAUCUGUGGAACCGAAUGGUGAGCCAGUGCGGUACGGAAGUCGGUGACAAGUUGCCAAUCCUUGGUGCCGGGAUCGAACCUGCGUUCUUUGAUUCACAAGGUGGGCGCAUUCUCCAAGCACUACUGGUCGAAGACGGGUUGCUCACAGCCUCUCAAGAUCUGAAAGGUUUCUGCGAAGACUUGGGCCCGAGAUUGAUGUUGAUGGCUAAGAUGAGGCCGGUGCUCAUCACGCCAGAGGACUUUACUUGGCGGUGGGUGACACAUCAACCUCGAGACAAUCGUGACCUAUGGCAGACAGUUGAAGAGGGUGAUGGCUUGUCACUCCUCUUGGAGUUCGUUCUUCCAGCUGAUUCCUUCGCAACAUCAGUUGUAAGGGAGAUCACUGGGGGAUUAGAUGCCUCGUCUGUACCGAAGAGUGUCCAUGAAUUAGAUGUCUGUGUGCGGGGUACUUGA